Molecule: messenger RNA, 2079 nt
Organism: Tachysurus vachellii
Lineage: Eukaryota; Metazoa; Chordata; Actinopteri; Siluriformes; Bagridae
Gene: mkrn2
Product: makorin, ring finger protein, 2
Exons: 8
Coding region: 177-1361 (394 amino acids)
Biological process (GO): protein polyubiquitination
Molecular function (GO): ubiquitin protein ligase activity; metal ion binding
Source: RefSeq, a predicted model, not a curated record
UGGAUUUACAUCUGUAGUCGAAAAUCUAUAAAUAUCUUUCCCGCAGUGUCUGAACUUAACCACAGUUUCCUCCAUCGUAAAGCGCCCAGGUGACCAAAACAACAAGGACGUGUACCAAACGCCCCCUGCUGGACAGAUAUUUCCUUCAUGGCGUUUGUCGAGAGGGGAACAGGUGCAUGUUUUCACACGAUCUGGCAACCAGCAAACCUUCAACAAUAUGUAAAUUUUAUCAGAAAGGUGUUUGUGCUUAUGGAGAUAGGUGCAGAUAUGACCACAUCAAGCCUGGUGGACGUGGAGGUGGACCUCCUGUAGAACCCACAAACAGAGCUAGUAGUGCAGGUGCAUCUGUUCUGCCCUCAACAGGACCUGGACCUCCACCAAGCGCCGCAAGAAUGACUAAGAAACCAAUCGUGCUGAGAGACAGAGCUUUAGGCAGUGAGAGUCGAGGGCAGCCGUUCAGCGGAGAAAGUGCAGAGCUUCUAGAUUGCUGGGAUUACAGAGACGUCUCUCAGGUCAAACCUCAUAGCUACCUGGAUGCCAUACGCUCAGGGCUAGAGAGUGCAGCCACAGCCAGCUCGUACCCUGACAUAUCCCAUCAGGCUCUGCUGUGCCCUUACGCGGCUGCUGGCCACUGUCACUAUGGCGACACAUGCCCGUAUCUCCAUGGCGACAUGUGUGAAAUUUGCAGGUUGCAAGUUUUGCACCCACAUGAUCCAGUGCAAAGGGCAGCGCAUGAGAAGGUGUGUAUGUCUGCGUUUGAGAAGGACAUGGAGCAGGCGUUUGCUGUGCAGCAGAGUCAGGAGAAAGUGUGCAGUAUCUGCAUGGAGGUGGUGUACGAGAAGGCGUCUCCGUCCGAGCGGCGCUUCGGCAUCCUGUCCAGCUGCUGCCACACCUACUGUCUCGGCUGUAUCCGCCAGUGGCGCUGCGCCAAGCAGUUUGACAACAAGAUCAUCAAGUCUUGUCCAGAAUGCAGGGUGGUGUCUGAAUUUGUUAUCCCCAGCAUGUACUGGGUGGAAGAUCAGGAGGAAAAGAAUCGUCUUAUCGAAGAGUUCAAAUCUGGAGUCAGUAAAAAACCAUGCAAGUAUUUUGACCAGGGAAGAGGAACGUGUCCAUUCGGAGGGAAAUGUUUCUACAUGCACGCCUACCCAGACGGAACACGGGCAGAACCGGACAAGCCUCGAAAGCAACUCAGCUCUGAAGGAAAUGUUCGGUUCUUGAACUCCGUACGACUGUGGGACUUCAUCGAGGAACGAGAGCAUCGCACGGUGCCGCAGUACGAAGACGAGGUCAACGACCUGGGCGAACUCUUCAUGCAGCUCUCUGGAGCCGGAGAAGAAAGUGGAACCUCAGCAUCACACUGAUCCCUCCAUCUCACCACACACAUCACUCGCAGACCUGUAGGCCGACCCCGGCAAGCCAUGGUUUCAUGACUUUGGUAACUGUGUAUGUAAUCUGGGCAAUAAAAAUGUACUCACUGGUAAACAUUUCCCUGUUUAUGGCUUGACAUGGUUUUCUUAAAAGGAAAAAAAAUAACUUUUUACCUGUGGUACAUUUUUGUGGUAUAUUACACUAUGUUUAACAUGAACAUAUUUAAAGGCACAUGUAUUGUUUCUGUAAGCUGCUAUAUUUUCUUGGUGUGUUAGAAUUUUGCAGGAUUAAAAAGAUUUUUAAUAUGUCCAAAGAAAAUAAUCAUGAAAAAAAAGAAAAAAAAAAGACUGCUGACCCUGUUGGCACACCGCAAACACACUCAAGUAGUGUGUGAGUUUAACAAGUAUUGUGUAUUAUUUUAAAUAUAUAUACACUUAGAUCCAUUUACGCAAACUUGACCACUCUACGAUCUUUGAGAAACAUGUCGUUUUUUUUCAGACUGUUUAGAUGUAACUACAUCCUCUUGAUGAACAUGGAGUGUUCGAACAGUGAGGCUAAAACAUCCCUCUACUAUCAAUUAGUGUUUCUCAGAAGCUGAUACAGUAGCUUGCUCAGUUUAUCCAUGUUGUUUGAGUUAUUUAUUUCAAAACUGAGACAAAGCUAUCUUAGUUGUUUAAAGGUCCUAGAAUGAAAUAAAAAAAAAAAAACAAA